This is a messenger RNA of Prunus avium (sweet cherry), 709 nucleotides long. NCBI's taxonomy places the organism in Eukaryota, Viridiplantae, Streptophyta, Magnoliopsida, Rosales, Rosaceae. The record is from RefSeq and is a predicted model, not a curated record.
AAAAUACCAGCGAGAGAGAGGGAGAGAGAGAGAGAUGCAGAAGAGGGAGCAGAGCAAGUCGGGUGGAGUGGGUGGCGGGGCCUCGGCGCCGCCGGCGAAAAGAGGCCGCCCAUUCGGAAGCGGCGGGAAUAGCGCCGCAGCUGCGGCUGCCAUUGAUGAUUGGCGUGAUAUAGCCCUUCCAAAGGAACACGUAAAGGCGCCAAGAGUCAGAAAUUUGGGUGCAAAUUUGCUUGUAACUGGGUUUGGAAAUGAGUAUGAGGCAUUAGGUUCAAAUGGCACUCUCCCACUUCCUGGCUUGGGAUCCAGUUCUCAAGAAGCAUCGGUGCUGAGUAAUGUGACCAAACUUCGUUCUUCUUCAGAGUGGUGGCUUGAUGAAGAUGGUCUGUUUAAUCUAGAUGAAGAAGGUCGAGCAGAAAGACAGCAGUGUGCUGUUGCUGCUUCCAAUAUCAUUCGCAACUUCUCUUUUAUGCCAGAUAAUGAAGUCAUUAUGGCCCAGCAUCGCCAUUGUCUGGAAACAGUGUUCCAAUGCAUAGAAGAUUACCUUACAGAGGAUGAGGAACUUGUGACAAAUGCUCUUGAGACAAUUGUAAAUUUGGCUCCAUUGCUUGAUCUUGGCAUUUUCAGCUCAUCAAAGCCAUCCUACAUCAAGAUAACAGGAAAACGAGCAGUUCAAGCCAUCAUGGGGAUGCUGGGAUCUGUAGUCAAAACC